This is a messenger RNA of Xiphophorus couchianus (Monterrey platyfish), 9153 nucleotides long. It is a transcript of the gene kcnh1a, whose product is annotated as potassium voltage-gated channel, subfamily H (eag-related), member 1a. Gene Ontology annotation, biological process: potassium ion transmembrane transport; regulation of membrane potential. The transcript is spliced from 12 exons. Gene Ontology annotation, cellular component: voltage-gated potassium channel complex; plasma membrane. The record is from RefSeq and is a predicted model, not a curated record. The coding region runs from base 352 to 3246 and encodes 964 amino acids. Lineage: Eukaryota; Metazoa; Chordata; Actinopteri; Cyprinodontiformes; Poeciliidae. Gene Ontology annotation, molecular function: delayed rectifier potassium channel activity.
GCAGAUCCGGCAGAUGGCGCUCCUGGACCUUCCAGGCUCGGCUCGCAGGCUUGCCCCUCCUGCACUGUGCAGUGCGGUGCGUCCCGGUCUUGUUUUCCACUCCUGCAUGAUGAGGCGGUGCGUGAGGCGCCAACGCAUCCCACCGGGCUGAGGAGGAGGACGAGGAGGUGGUGGAGGAGGAGGAGGCUAACGAAGCAGAGCAGACAGCUCCUGUCCGCGAAACGCACGCAGCUCCCUCAGUGAAAGAAAGAAAGAAAGAAAAAAAAAAAACCCACACAGGAGAAAGCAUGAAGAGCAGCGAGGCACUGAGGGGUACAUUUUCAUCUGCAGAGGACUGAGUGAAGCCGCAGGAUGGCGGGGGGGCGGAGGGGACUUGUGGCCCCCCAGAAUACUUUUUUGGAGAAUAUUGUCAGACGGUCGAACGACACCAACUUUGUCCUGGGCAACGCUCAGAUAGUGGACUGGCCCAUCGUCUACAGCAACGAUGGCUUCUGCAAGUUGUCAGGGUACCACAGGGCGGAGGUGAUGCAGAAAAGCAGCACCUGCAGCUUUAUGUACGGGGAGCUCACCGACAAGGACACGACGGAAAAAGUCCGACUAACGUUUGAGAAUUAUGAGAUGAACUCAUUUGAAAUCCUGAUGUACAAGAAGAACAGGACGCCGGUUUGGUUUUUUGUGAAGAUUGCUCCCAUUCGAAACGAGCAAGAGAAAGUGGUUCUGUUCCUCUGUACGUUCAGCGACAUCACGGCCUUCAAGCAGCCCAUUGAGGACGAUUCCUCCAAAGGUUGGGGGAAGUUUGCCCGAUUGACUCGAGCGCUAACAAGCAGCAGGGGAGUCUUACAGCAGCUACAACCUACAGUUCAUAAAGGAGAGAAUGUCCAUAAGCAUUCCCGCCUCGCUGAGGUGCUGCAGCUUGGCUCUGACAUCCUACCUCAGUACAAACAGGAGACCCCCAAGACCCCUCCUCACAUCAUCCUGCACUACUGCCUCUUUAAGACCACAUGGGACUGGGUCAUCCUCAUCCUCACCUUUUACACGGCCAUCAUGGUGCCCUACAACGUCUCCUUCAAGACGAAGCAGAACAACGUGGCCUGGCUGGUGGUGGACAGCAUCGUGGACGUCAUCUUCCUGGUGGACAUCGUCUUGAACUUUCACACCACCUUCGUGGGGCCCGCUGGCGAGGUCAUCUCGGACCCCAAGCUGAUCCGCAUGAACUACCUGAAGACCUGGUUCGUGAUCGACCUGCUCUCCUGCCUGCCCUAUGAUGUCAUCAAUGCCUUCGAGAAUGUGGACGAGGGGAUCAGCAGUCUGUUCAGCUCUCUUAAGGUAGUCCGGCUCCUCCGUUUGGGUCGAGUCGCCCGUAAACUGGACCACUACAUCGAAUACGGGGCGGCCGUCCUGGUGCUGCUGGUCUGUGUUUUUGGACUGGCAGCACACUGGCUGGCCUGCAUCUGGUAUAGCAUUGGAGACUACGAGGUGAUCGAUGAAGAAACCAACGUUGUCCGCAUGGACAGCUGGCUCUACAUCCUGGCUGAGACGAUGGGCAGGCCCUACCGCUUCAACACCACCGGUUCGGGAAAGUGGGAGGGCGGGCCCAACAAAGACUCGGUCUACAUCACCUCCCUGUACUUCACCAUGACCAGCCUGACCAGCAUCGGCUUCGGCAACAUCGCUCCGACGACGGACGGGGAGAAAAUCUUCGCUGUGGCCAUGAUGAUGAUUGGAUCCCUUCUUUACGCCACCAUCUUUGGUAACGUGACAACCAUCUUCCAGCAGAUGUAUGCCAACACUAAUCGCUACCAUGAGAUGCUCAACAGUGUCCGGGACUUCCUUAAACUCUAUCAGGUCCCCAAAGGCUUGAGUGAAAGAGUUAUGGACUAUAUCGCCUCUACCUGGUCCAUGUCACGGGGCAUAGACACUGAAAAGGUGUUGCAGAUUUGUCCAAAGGACAUGAGAGCAGAUAUUUGUGUUCACUUGAACCGCAAAGUUUUCAAAGAGCAUCCGGCUUUCCGACUGGCCAGUGACGGGUGUCUCAGGGCUCUGGCUAUGGAGUUUCAGACGAUCCACUGCGCUCCCGGUGACUUGAUCUACCACGCCGGCGAAAGUGUGGACAGCCUCUGUUUUGUGGUGUCUGGCUCCUUGGAAGUCAUUCAGGAUGACGAGGUGGUGGCUAUUUUAGGUAAAGGAGAUGUGUUUGGGGACGUUUUCUGGAAGGAGGUGACUCUGGCUCAGGCCUGCGCGAACGUCAGAGCGCUGACCUACUGCGACCUCCACGUCAUUAAGCGCGACGCCCUGCAGAAGGUUCUGGAGUUCUACACGGCGUUCGCCAACCACUUCUCCAGGAACCUGCUGCUCACUUACAACCUGAGAAAGAGGAUUGUCUUCCGGAAGAUCAGCGAUGUGAAACGGGAGGAGGAGGAGCGGCAGCGCCGUAAAAACGAAGCGCCUCUGAACCUGCCGCCGGAUCACCCGGUACGAAAACUCUUCCAGCGCUUCCGGCAGCAGAAGGAAGCCCGCAUGGCAACCCACAAACAGGAACUCAACGAACAGGACGUCGAGAAGGGUCCGGUCUACGUGGACGUGUCGAUGGUGAAAGCUCCUGUUACGACUACCAGCAUCGUCACGGUGACAGAAAGCCCAGCAACACCGUCCUCCUCGGCCCCUUCACCUUCAACGCCAACCAGCUGCCCCCCCACAGACAAGGCGAAGCUGCAGGUGCCUUCAGCAGUCGCUCUGGCGGCGUGCCGACCCGCAGAGCCGGUCAAAGUCAAAGGCUGGGGCCUCUUCAAGGAGUCCAUGGCCAAAGCCGACAACUGGAACAAGGUGGCUAAAGCCGAGUCCAUGGAGACUUUGCCCGAGCGGACCACUGAGCACGAGCCGCACACCACCCUCAAGAAGACGGACUCGUGCGACAGCGGGAUCACCAAAAGUGACCUACGCCUGGACAAAGUGGGCGAGUUCCGCAUGACUCCUCAGGACCGCAGUCCCGCCCAGCCUCCAGAAACCAGGCAUGCCUUCUACCCCAUCCCAGAGCAGACCCUCCAGGCCUCGCUUCAGGAGCUCAAGAUGGAGCUGAAGGAGGACAUCAAGAAGCUGGGCGUGCGAAUGUCCGGCCUGGAGACGCAGCUCGCCGAAGUGCUCCAGCUGCUCAGAGCCAGGAAAUCCAGUACCGGCUCGGAGCAGCCGCUUUUCGGCAUUUCGAGGCCCACCUCGCCGGAACUGGACAAGGAGGACAUUUUUUCAUGAGGAACAGGAGCGCUCGUCAGGUAACGGCAGUCCGUGAGCUCAGCCGGGGAUCCAGUGAUGUUGAUAUUGCUCGGAUAGCUGAGGCGGCGCACGGCGCACCAUCUGCAUGAGGCGGUCCGAGAGACCCACCGACCUCAACACGAGGUGUUCCUCAUGGUUAACGCGGGACCGUCAACGAUUACGGUAUUCGUAGCACUCAACGCUUGAAGGUUAUGUAGAAAUGACAGAAAAAUGUUUGUACAUAAUUUAUUUUUCCACUGUGCCAUGUUGGGUGGGGGGAAUACCGUGCUUAGUUCGAUUUUAUCUCAGAACUUACUGCAGAGUCUUAACUGUUGGGAAGCCCCAAUGGAGGCAGCAUGACCCGCUGGUUUGUUAUUGAAUCAUUCGUAUGAAACUCUUUGCAUGUCAUAUAAAAUAGAUGUGUACCCACGGGGGGCCAUAUUUGAUUAAUUGAGGCUGCACAGCGAGUCAUUUGCAUUAUUUCAGUCAGAAAGAGCCGACUCCGUCCAGAUGUUAGAACAAUCUCGCAGUAAUUUGCUCAGACACAUCUCUUAUUAAAAUCUGCCGGGAUCAUUAUGAAUUAUACAACAGAUAACUCUGGCCGGGGCAAUCCGAUUCCCCCCCCAAAAAAGAAACAUUCUUGAGCAGAACUUACAACGUCAUUUGCAUAAAGCACUAAUGGAUGUGCUAGAUGGAAAAUGAAUUUAAAUGCUAACCAGUGAGCCUGCAGUGAGGAAGUUAUCCAUCUUUGCUGAAGUCUAGCAUUCGCUAAUCUCAUCUGGGAGCGCUGCAGCCAUAUACGUGAUGCACUGUUGUGUGAAAGUUAUGCGUUUUUUGUUUUGUUUUUUGUUUUACCUUUGGGGAUGUGUUGCGUAAUCUGAUAAUGCAAACUACAGCGUUUGUUGUGGCUCCGCACUUUACCUUCUUUUGGACAUCUCAUGAGCCUAGAAAAGGAAUGCCCACUGGGACGAUGUUUCUAAAAUAAUAUGUGCUAAUGUGUAUUUGUCGAAGAACAGGCUGACAUAAUGUCGCAUAAAACCACUGGGUAAGCUGUAUCUGAUAAUAAUAACCUGCCGUUACAUAACAGUGUCACAGAUUCAACUCCCCGCUGUAUGUGCAUGAUGCAUUUUGUUUCCAACUCCAGUACUUUUGCAUGAUUCUUAUUUUUUUAAAUCCUUUUCUUUCUUUUUUUAAAACAGUGACAUUGUGUUGCAGCCCAGUAGUUCAAAAUGUCUCCUAAAUUCUCUCUAGUUCUAAAAAACAAUACUUAUAUCUCACAGUUUUCGUUGGAUGUAACCACUUAUAAAGUAAGCUGAGAUCAGCACCUCUUGCUGGGGGGAAAAAAAUGGAUUAUUUUACAGAAAAAUGUAUAUCAUUCUCAUAAAUGGAGGCAAAGCCUUCAGUUUGGUCUUUUUGAGCAUAAAUACUCCAGAUUAGUGUUUAAAACGCAGAAAAAAACAUUUUGAAUGAAAAUUAACUCGGGUAAAUAGACAUUUACAUCUAAAAUAGUGAUACAUUUACACUCUAGUGUUGUGUCGGUGUUGCUUUAAAGUACACAUUUAUUUAUUUAGCUCAGUUUUUGUCAGUUAACCCAUCAGAAGCUCACAAAGUCAUGAGAGCAUCAUCUGGCUCUCUCAAACAGCUAGAAGGCAUUAAGAUAUUAUUUUAGAAAUCCUAAACGACUGAAACCUGGAAAACAGAAAAGAAAUAAAGACAGAAGGAAAAAAGUUGUUUUGCUUCAUACAGCUUAUGUUUCGAUUUGGUCUCAACUGGAUAUUUUAAAAUUUAACAUGCGAUGCAACAAAAACAUCAAUACCCCAUUUGCCACUGAUCUCAUGCUGCAUGUUUAACAUUUACUUAUAUGUUUAUAUUUGAUAUUAAAAACCCCUCAUGUACAUAUCUGACAUAUAGUUGACUGUGAGAAGUCUGCAGAUUGCACUACAAAAUUGAUUCUUUUUUAUUUCACUUUGAGCCUAUAAUUGUCAUUAUAUUUUUGGGCAACAUUAUUGUUGAAAAGUUAUUGAUUUCAAUAACUCAGUUCACUAAGUGAAACAUAUAACUUUGAUAAAUGACACACAGACUGAUGAUUUCAAGCCUUUAUUUCUGCUAAUUAUGAUGAUUUUCUGCCUAAUGAUGAGGGAAAAAAAUUUCAGAUUAAAAUAUUACACUAGAGCAAUAUUUUAAAUAUAUAAAUGUGGGAUUAAUGUUUAAUACCUGCUUAAAGGUUAGUUUUAAAAGCCAAUUCUUUUAUUCUGACAAAUGACCCUCAUCAGAAAAACACAUAUUCUAAUAUGUUCAAUAUGACGGUACAUGUGUAUUUUAAAUAUCUUACUGCAUUCCAUAAUUACAAGAAAUAAAACAGGGCUAUUGUAGUUCUUAAAUACUACAAAUGUAAAAAUAAACAACAAAAAUAAAAUGUUCAGGUCAGAAAAAAAUAUUCACCAAAUACAAAAUGACAGAGCCAAGAAACAUUGAAUAAAAGAAAUGAGCUUAAGCUUUACUCAAAACCUUUUAAAAAUUGACAAAUAGAUGAGAGUUAAAAAAUGUAUUGGCAAAUAUGUAGAAUUUUUAACCAAUCCUUGCCAUUUUUUGGCACGUAUUAAAAACCAAAAUAGAUGUUUAUGGCUAAACUGAAAUACAUCACACAGUCCAGUCAUUUUGAGCUGAUUUACAAUUUACAGUUUGCUGAAUCUAAAAUUACAGCUAAAGUAAUUUUCUGUGACUAAAAUAAGCAAUUCUCUGUGAUAUUUACUGUCUAGAUGAACAUUUAAUGUUCCCUGCAUGCUGUUUUUAUUUUUUUUUCCAUUUAAGGAGCUAUAAGGCGAGCUGAAACGGACACAGCGGAGGGAAAAGCCACGCUUCGGUUCCGUUGCCUCCAUUUUCAUUAAAUAUUAAGCUCGCAUAAAUAAACGGGAACGUCUUCACAGAAGGGAGAACUUGUAUUGGUUUGGUGCCAGGGUUUUUUUUUUCUGUUCCUACAAGCGAUUCGGUUGCUGAGUAGAAAGAAAAAAGCAAAAACGCAGGCGCCUUCUGGUGCUCAAACCACAAACGAGUUACAGAGAUGAUGAUCAUGUUUAAGGAUGAUGAUCAAAGGGAGAUCAGUCGGCAACGUGGGGAAUUUAGACACUUUGUGGAUAAGAAUUAUGUAGAAGAUGAUCAAAAUGUGAUCAAAGCCGCAAAAUCACUUCUGACAUCCUAAACCGUUUAAUAACCUCAUUACAUAUGAAUUUAUCACGCGCUUUUCUUUUGAACAUCCUGACCGAUCUGAUGGAUUCCAUGGGAAACUCCGUUUUUUUUUGUUUAUGAGGCACAGGUGAUAAAUCUAGUAAAGAAAUAAUGCAAAAAUAACACGCAGAUAAUAAUAACAAAACUAUUUAUAACCCUUGAACUUUUCCAAAGUUCAAAUAAAGUAUUGUAUUUAUUUUUUCUAUGCGAUGGGACAACAGAAAGUAGUGCUAAAAAAUGUGAAGUGGAAGGAAAACUUUUUUUAAAAACUUUUUACCACAAAUGCAGCAAAUCAAACACCUCCACCAAACUGAAUCCUCUACCUACAUUUCCUCUGCGCUAUGUCUCGACCAGACAGUUUUAUUUUUUUUCUCCAUAUCUCUUCUAAAAUAAAACCUGAUCAAUCAGAUUAGGUGGAGAGCACCCAGUCUGUUCCCCCAUGGGAAUUGGAUUUAUGUCGGGACUUUGACUAUGCCAUCCUAACAUAUGAAUAUUGCUUAAAACCACUUUGUUACAGCUGUGGCUUUAGGACGGUAUUCAUGAUGUUUAUGUUGGGUUUUUUUUAGGUUUCCACAAGUUUUUCCUUCAGGGAUUGCACCUCAUUUAGCUCCAUCCAUGUUCUCAUAAAAGGCUUCCCCACAGCAUGAUGCUGCCAUUGCCAAAUUUCACCAUGGAGAUGGUGUGUUCAGGGCGUGAGUGUUAGUGCUUUGCAUGUAUGUUGAAAUGUGCAAUAAAUGGCUCUUGUUGCUUUCGCUCUGUCAUUCUUCCAUCAAGGCCAAACUUGGGAAACAGUUUAAUAACCCGACCCUGCUUCUCCAUAACAUGACGUCCUCUAAAUUAGGCAGCUUCUCUAAGUAUUUGCUUUGGAUUCUGUUUGUGGUUAUCAGAGUAAAGGGGGAAAUGGGAAAACAAAUCCUAAUCUUCCCACCACUUCACUGUCAUGCACUACUUUGUGUUGCUCUGCCAAACAAAACCCCAAUCAAAGCGAAGUGAACUUCCUGUGUCUAACAUGACGGUCGUCGGGGUGUGAAAACCUUUUUUUUUUUUUUUUGCGAGUCACCGUGUGCAUUGUGUUUGUUCACGUGUUUUUAAAGAAACAGGUGUGCAUCAGGAACAGCUGAGUUUGGAAGGCGGGUCGGAACAUGAGGCUGUUACUAUUACUUAAAUACUUUCCGUGGCAGUGGCCGCCUUCACUCUUUGACUCCUUUGGAUUAACGCUCAUUUAGUUUCCCAGUUUAAACGCGUUUGGCCGUCCCACAGACUCGACUCCCACACAUUUAGGGAUUCACUCUGCUUGUUACAGCAGCACUCGCUGUAUUCACCCCUGACACGAACAUCUUGCUAUGCAACCACUCCUGACUGACAGCCCCUGAAUAUAGCCAGGCUAUUAUUUCCCCUCUGCUUCCAGCCGGUGUGAUGAGCUCCGGCGUUGGACUUUCAGGACUAAAAUAUUUCAAACGAGUCCUUAUUUUUCACCUUCCCAUCCGACAAAAGGAAGCUUGUUUUAUAAAAAGAAGAAAAAAAAAAUUUCUCAAGCUGAAAUGACAUGUCAUCGAGCGUGUAAAACGGUUCUAACGGCGGUAAAAGUGAUUGUAAAUGAGAUGAUUUUGUUUUGUAAUGAGAGGAUUUUUAUUCGUGCGGAUUUUAAUCUUACGAGAGCUUUAAGAUGAAAACCCCGAGUCACGGGGUUGAAACUGUAUAUCUUUGAAUGUUAGAACUUGAAAUGAAAACAUGAACUUUUAUGAACAUUAAGGAGGUGAUAUUUUCCCUCUUUCUUUUUUUUUCUCCUGAUCCAGCUGAGAGGAUAUUUAUUUUUUACAACAGAUGUUUUUCUUGUACUUUGAAAAAGAAACAAAAAAUGUGAACGAUCUUAUUCUCUUGACUUGUUUUGUUCCACCACUGACACAGAUGAAUGAAAUGGUUUGUAAACUUUCUCUUAUAUUAUCACUUUGACUAUGUAUUUUCAUGUUAUGUUAAUAUGACACUGGCGACGCAUUUUGCUUUUGUUAGGUUCUAACAAAAUCACGUCGUUUUUAAUUGUAAAGUUGGCAUUUGUUUUUAGCUGAAAACUCGACAUUGCGUCACUAUUAGAGUCCAAAAGCCCGGAAACGGCUUGUGGGAGCCAGGGGGAACCAUCUCCCACACUCUUUGUUUCAAGGCCAUAAAUAUUUGACAAUUCAGAUCCUUAAAAGCAAUAUGUAGCUCUGCGCUUUAACAUUUAGACACACCUUGUGACGGAAAUGCUUAAACUACUGCACUAACCCAUCUCAUCGACCCUCACGUUACCUUGGAGAAGCAUGCAAACUCGUGCCUUUGUAUUAAUGUUCCCCCCAAAAACCCCGACUCCUUUUCCAGCCUGCAGACAGAAAUGUUCAUGAUCUAAAUUACCGUCGCUCCACUGAAAUGAUUUGAACAGAGAUCUAUUUUUGUGGUCAGCUCUAGAAAGCUGCCUAAAAGAAAAAAAAUAGAAGAAGAUACGGAUAUAAACAUAUGCACAAGUUAUAAAGCAAUGAUAGGAUUCUAUAUAAAGAGCAACGUUUGAAUUUGGUGUAUGUAUUAUGCACAUGCCUCUAUGUUAACACGUCCUGUGUUGGGAGAUGUACUAUUUCAAGCACAAUGGGAGAGCUCUUUGUUAUGAAAUGUGACAUACUGUGCUCUUCAUAAUAAAUAUUUUAUACAUAC